Messenger RNA from Scomber japonicus (chub mackerel), 2215 nucleotides. RefSeq names its product guanylyl cyclase domain containing 1 (gene gucd1). NCBI's taxonomy places the organism in Eukaryota, Metazoa, Chordata, Actinopteri, Scombriformes, Scombridae. The coding region runs from base 320 to 1003 and encodes 227 amino acids. The record is from RefSeq and is a predicted model, not a curated record. The transcript is spliced from 6 exons.
GGCAGAACAGCUGCACAGAUACACACAGAAUCGUGCUAAAAUAGAGUUUUUUCCAACUUUUAAUCAGUAUUUGUUCAGUUAAGUAACCGCUGUAUGUGUAGCAGCCGUGUUGUGCGUCGACGUGUGAACCUGCAGACAGACAGCCUUGUUAAAGCUGUUAGCCUGACAGCUAAAGUUGCAGUUGGGCAGCUCGUUGCUUGUAGUUAGCACCGAUGAGGAAAAGCAAACCCCGCUUUCAAUGCUGUAAACAGGACUGAGCAGCUCGUACUGAGUUACCGAGCUAGUGGGCCGCUGUCUGCUAAAAAAAGAAGUCAACAUAAUGACAGAGGAUGCUGUCCUGCUGAAUGUACCUGUCAUUCGGCAGCUGUACCACUGGGACUGUGGGUUAGCCUGCUCCAGGAUGGUGCUGAAGUACCUCCACCCAGUCAGUGAUGAGGAGUUUCAGAGAGCAUGCUGGGAGCUGAAGCUGACGGAGAGCGUGUGGACUAUUGACCUGGCCUACCUCAUGUGCCAUCUAGGAAUCAAACACUGCUUUUGCACACAGACUCUGGGUGUUGACAAGGGCUUUAAAAACCAGUCCUUUUAUAAGAAGCAUUUUGAUACUGAAGAAGACAGAGUGAAUGAGCUCUUCCUUAAAGCAGAAACCAAAAGUGUUGUGGUGAAGAAAUGCUCUGUGACAGUUCAGGAAAUCCAGUCUCACCUGGAGCAGGGUCACGUUGCCAUAGUGUUAGUCAAUGCUGUCGUCUUGACGUGUGAACUCUGCGCCUCUCCUGUCAAAUACUGCUGCUUCCUGCCUGUGGGUCAGAAGUGUUUCUGCAGGAAACCUGAGUACCAGGGUCAUUUUGUGGUCGUGUGUGGCUUCAACAGGACCACAGGCUGCAUUUUCUACAAUAACCCAGCGUAUUCUGACCGGGUGUGCUGCACCAGCGUCGGUAACUUCGAGGAGGCUCGGCGGAGUUACGGGACGGACGAGGACAUCCUGUUCGUCUUUAAGGAGAGCUGAUGUACAGCGGAGACAAAUUCGGAUGUCGCUCCUCCCGGCUCAUCAUUAUAAUAGUGAGAUGAUUAACGCAGGUCCUGGACUAGUGGCUCCUGUCGUCAUAGGCCCCUCACCCCACCCCGGGCCACCCUCUCCGGUGCUAAUGAGUCCAACUGCUCACAUGACAAACAAACACUUAGCUGCAUAUUCACCACCCUCGUUCUCCAUUAUACAGCCCACACUACUUGACAUGUGAAGGAUUAACAGUUGGAAGGUUUGAUAAAUUGAUGUUGAAUUGUUUAUUUUUGUAUGUUUUUCUUUUAGAUUAAUAGAUCACUUCAUCAUGUUUUUUGUUGAAUUUUAAUGAAUACAUACCGACUGAAAUCUCAAACUAUGAACUAUGAGUAUUUCAGACUAAAAAUGGAUGAAUUGUGGGAAUUAUGACUUAGAAUAAGACUUACCAGGACUUACCAGGAACUAAGGUGCACAUAAUUCAGGGCUAACAACAUUUUGUAGAUCCCCCCCCCCCUUUAUUUGUUGUGUGUCAGGUGUUGACGUCAGAAGGGGCUCAUUCGUAGCCAACAGCUUCACCUCUACUUGCCUUUUUUAAAGAAAUCCUCCUAACUCGCCUCUCACUUUUUUUAUUCACGUGAUUAUUGGAACAGGGAACUAAGGAAGUAGUCGUGCUUUUGAACGUCUCAGGUAAUUAACACCCUAAAGUGUGACAUGCGCUUAAAAUGACAAAACUAGUUCAAUGCAAUACUCCAUAGUCUUAUCUAUGGGACUGAAUCUGCCUGCAGAAGAACAUGGACACUGGAUUGGACGCUGAGAAACAUAAAAAAAAACCCCAUUGUGUUCUGGUGAUGCUAGAUGUUUGACUGUUUUGAUCAUGUGACAGAACAAAGGUGUAGCUCUAACUUAGCCGUGUUCUCUGUUUGAAAGCAGCAAAGAUUAGUUCAGUUUCCUCCUCAUCACUCAAGUUUUUUUUUUUCCACUUUGGUAUUAAGUUUUUUGCACUAUGCUUUUCAUACAGACAUAAUUCUGUGUUAUUUAAAUUAAAAAAUUUUACCAUGAAUUUUUUUUGUUUUGUUCUGAAUACGUGAGUGGAAAGUGAAAGUGAUUUCUUCCUGGCUGGGCUUUUUUGGUGUGAACAAAUAGCAUAUUUUAAACUUUAUUUUUUCUUAAACAUAGAGCUGCAUUUAUUAUAUGUUGUAAUUAAAAAAUAUUUCAACAUGA